Stegodyphus dumicola is the source of this 1784-nucleotide messenger RNA. RefSeq names its product protein lifeguard 2-like. The record is from RefSeq and is a predicted model, not a curated record. Lineage: Eukaryota; Metazoa; Arthropoda; Arachnida; Araneae; Eresidae. Gene Ontology annotation, biological process: negative regulation of apoptotic signaling pathway. Gene Ontology annotation, cellular component: Golgi apparatus; membrane; endoplasmic reticulum.
AUGGUAAUCUUCUGUACAGGAUACUUAGUGUUUAAAGAUGUUGGAAGACCAUCCUUAGUUAAAAAGUCAAAUUCUGAAAAGGAUAUUGGAAAUUUGGGUCCUUAUGGUCCACCUCCAAGACCAGUCCCCAUGCUUAUUCCAGCAGAUUCAAAUGUUUCUUAUAAGGAUGAUAGAUUACCAGGAUGGACAGGGUUUACUGACAAAGCUAUUAGAGCUGCUUUUGUGAGGAAGGUUUAUUCAAUCUUGAUGUUACAACUCUUAUUUUCAUUAGCUGUCAUUGCAUUGUUUGUCUUUCAUGAGCGUGUUAAUCUGUUUGUGAGGCGUCACACAUACUUAUAUUAUGUAUCAUACGUCAUAUUUCUUGGAGUAUACAUAGCCUUAGCUUGCUGUGGAAAUUUGAGGAGGAAAUAUCCUACUAACAUUAUUCUCCUGGCCAUCUUCACAAUGUCAAUGAGUUAUAUGCUGGGAACUAUUUCCAGCUUUCAUGAAACCAGAGUUGUUCUAAUGGCUGUUGGUAUUUGUGCUGGCGUCUGCUUGGCAGUUACUGUGUUUUCAUUCCAUACUAAGUUUGAUUUUACAUCUUGUGGUGGUGUACUGAUUAUCAUGGUUUGGGUUCUGUUCUUGUUUGGAAUCCUUACAAUUUUCACACGUGAUUCGAUUUUGACAACAGUAUAUGCUGGUUGUGGAGCGAUGGUUUUUGUUCUGUUUUUAGCAUAUGAUACCCAGAUGUUGAUGGGAGGAAAGAAACAUGAGCUGAGUCCAGAAGAGCAUAUCUUUGCUGCAAUGCAGAUUUACCUUGAUAUUGUUUACAUUUUCAUGUUCCUUCUAAUGAUUAUGGGAUCUGGAAGGAAUAAUUAGUCAUUUACGUUAUGGUAAUAGUAGUGAAUAGAAGGUGCUGUCGGGAAAUCUGUUGUUGAAGCAGAAAGCUGUUGUUCAUUACUUGUUCUCUUUCUAUAUGUACACAUACGUAAAAUGCUUUCGUAAAUUUCUGUAAUUAUUUUCUGUAAGUAGUCAAUUAUUGUAUUUGGAAUUUUAAUCUGUUUAAAAUGCUAAUUGCUAGUUAAGUUGUCAUAGUUUUUGUUUCAGUAUUAAGAGCAUGAAAAAUGCUCUGUUAAUUUCAUGCUCUUUUUGCCAUGACAUUCACUUUUUCUUCUAAUAAAAAUGUUUAAUUCCAAAAAGGAAAAUGUCUUUUUGCAAAGUUGUUUUUUUUUUUUUUUUUUUUUUUUUUUUUUUUUUUUUUUUUUGUGUGUGUGUGUGGUGUGUAUGUAUGCUUUGCAUUUUGAAAUAUAAUUUAUAUUAUUGCAAAUAGUUUUCUUUAUUUAAAUAUUUUUAUAACAAGAUUAUUAUUCAGUUAUUUAAACUUUUUAUUUGUACUAAUUAAAUCAUACUACCUUUUACGAUGAACAAAAAAAAAAUUGCAUUACUUAAAAAAUUGAAAAAAAGGCCGCAUUUAUUUAUAAGUUACAUAUUAGAACUAAAGUUUUACAGAUUUUUUUAUCAAUCUAUGAGAAUUUAAAGCGUUUGUAAAAAUUUGCCUGUCGGUUAAAUUUUCAGAAGCAGUUAUUAAUUGUAUGAUUUGGUAUUUAAUAAAAUGUAUUUUUUAAGAUUUAGCUUUUGUUUAAUACUUUCCCAAAUAAAUUAUAUCUUUAAUAUGUAUAUAAAUGAAUUUUUUGGCUAUGAUUUGUAUAAUUCUGGUUUAGUUUGUAAAGACUGAUUGUAUUGUUUUAUUUUGAAUUUAUUAUGUUAAUCCAGCCAUGAGGAAUAAAAGUUGUUUCCCACCUUUA